Castor canadensis (American beaver) is the source of this 675-nucleotide messenger RNA. It is a transcript of the gene Bhlhe23, whose product is annotated as basic helix-loop-helix family member e23. Gene Ontology annotation, molecular function: E-box binding; DNA-binding transcription factor activity, RNA polymerase II-specific; protein dimerization activity. Gene Ontology annotation, biological process: axon development; sensory organ development; positive regulation of transcription by RNA polymerase II. Lineage: Eukaryota; Metazoa; Chordata; Mammalia; Rodentia; Castoridae. The record is from RefSeq and is a predicted model, not a curated record. Gene Ontology annotation, cellular component: nucleus.
AUGGCUGAGCUCAAGUCGCUGUCGGGGGACGCGUACCUGGCGCUGAGCCACAGCUACGCCGCGGCAGCGGGCCUCGCUUACGGGGCUGCACGGGGACCCGAGGCGGCCCGCGGCUACGGCGCGCAGGGUCCCGGCGGCGACCUCCCCGCGGCGCCUGCGCCCCGCGCCCCCGCCGCGGCGGCCGAGAGCAGCGGCGAGCAGAGCGGCGACGAGGACGACGCCUUCGAGCAGCGGCGGCGACGGCGCGGACCGGGGGGCGCAGCGGACGCGCGGCGGCGGCCCCGGGAGCAGCGCUCGCUGAGGCUCAGCAUCAACGCCCGGGAGCGGCGGCGCAUGCACGACCUGAACGACGCGCUGGACGGGCUGCGCGCCGUCAUCCCCUAUGCGCACAGCCCGUCCGUGCGCAAGCUCUCCAAGAUCGCCACGCUGCUGCUGGCCAAGAACUACAUCCUCAUGCAGGCGCAGGCCCUGGACGAGAUGCGGCGCCUGGUGGCCUACCUCAACCAAGGCCAGGGCCUGGCCGCGCCCGUGGCCGCCACGCCUCUGGCGCCCUUCGGCCAAGCCGCCGUGUACCCCUUCUCCGCGGGCGCGGCCCUCGGGCCCUGCCCUGACAAGUGCGCCGCCUUCUCCGGAUCACCGUCGGCGCUUUGCAAACACUGUAACGAGAAGCCGUGA